Moesziomyces antarcticus is the source of this 2247-nucleotide messenger RNA. RefSeq lists its product as uncharacterized. Bases 1 to 2247 code for a protein of 748 amino acids. The transcript has a single exon. NCBI's taxonomy places the organism in Eukaryota, Fungi, Basidiomycota, Ustilaginomycetes, Ustilaginales, Ustilaginaceae. The record is from RefSeq and is a predicted model, not a curated record.
AUGGAUGCUUGGUCGAGUCCGUGGAACGACGACGAUGGUGUCGCACAGCCCGCCGCAUCGUCGUCCGUAGCAAACCAUGACAAGAAGGCGUCCCCUCUCGCACUUCCGCCGCUUCCAACCUUUGACGCAUCCGAUCCGUGGUCCACCGACGUUGCGGCUCCUCAACCAAUAGAGCAAGCGGAAUUAUCUCCAGAUCGAACGCCAUCUCCGCAACCUCGGGACUAUGAGGCGAAAGAGCACAAUGCUCCUCCAAGCCCUUUGCAAACAGGCGCGGCUUGGGGAGACGACGAGUUCCCAACAAGCACUUCAUCAGACGUGCCUGCAGCUACUUCAACGUCGACAUUCGAGCACCCGUUGGAUAGCGACCUCAACUCCUCUGCCAUCGUCGAGGAAAGCUCUUCUCACGAUCCAUGGGGCGCAGGCUCUUCCAGCAACUGGGGCGCCGCCGAAUCGACUUUCCGACCUUCCAUCUCCACACUCGCUGAUCCACAUGCUGAUUCCAGCGGAUGGGGGCCAUCCUCGACCACUUUCGACCAGAGCGACACUCUCGAAUCUCGACUCUCAUCAACGCAUCUCGCAGAUGCACAACUCGCUUCCAGCUCCUUCGGUUUGAACGACUCGUCCAUCGAUGCAGAAUCGAGCGAGCACAAGGAGGCAUCUGGCACUAACAUGGACGUGUGGGCGGCAGAAGCCUCCUCCCGUGAGGAGAAGGCGCGACAUCUCGACAGGGAGGAGAUCGAUCGACUCAAGUCGGACGCUCGAAAGCUCAUCGCCAGCAUCAACACCGAAACCGACACGCAGGCCAGCUUUGCCAGUCCCAGCGUCAGCCAGGGCGGAUGGACAGAUCUGUUCGGCAGCGAGGGCUCCCAACGCGACAAACUGCACCACCUCCAGUCGCCCCCAUCAGCCCUCCAGUCUUCGAGCGGAGCACUACGCCUCGACGUCAUGCAAUCCAGCCCCACCACGCUCACGCACGUGCGCGGCUCAAUGGCAAGCACCGAGAACCGAGGCGUCAAGCUCGUCGCUCCUGACCACAACGCAAGCUGGCAGAGGGGCGCUCGAUCCAUCACCAAGGCCGGCUGGCUGCCCGAUAUGCUGGCGGACGAUGCCGGAGUAUCAUCGAGUCAAGCCAGACUUUCGUCCGAGAGCGCAACAACCCGCACGUCUGGCCCGGGAUGGACACAGACGUCUAGUAGCGACUCGCGCUCCACGUCUGGACCAAGCUUUCUGGCCACGUUCUUCAAGGGUCGCCAAGCAGGUUCGGAUACUGCCACAAGCUCUCCCGAUCUCAACCAACCGCAACCACCGAAGGCGCAAUCGAACGAUGCGAGGACGUCCACGAGCUCGAGCCGCGGAGCCAUGUCGCCCGCGGCCCAGUUUGAUUCCUACCAGGAUGACGCUGGCAGCAAGUACACCGACGACCCGACCGGUCCUGACCUUCUGUCGCUCGACCAACCACCUCCGCCUGCCUCGGCCCCAGCAUCGUCGGCUGCAGGUGCUGCGGCUCCCGCUGCAGGUGCCGGACUUUUGAGCAGGUGGCGAAACAGCGGCCUGUUCAAGUCGUCAGCCAAGAAGGCGCAUCCUAGCUGGGCGUCUGCGUCCAUGAAGGGCGACGAUCUCGCCUGGCUCGACGAUCAGGAGAGCAACGACAGCCCUUCGCACAAGUACCGCUACGACGAGGUGGGAGAAGACUCGUUCGACACGUUUCAGAACCGCAACGUCGUGCCUCCACCGUCGCAUACUCGCCCGAACGUCUCGUCGCCACCACCCGAUCCAUUUGAUGCGCUGUUUGGCCCAGCAGCUCCUCAGGUCGGUGGUUCGUCGGCAAGUACUGCCGCACCGUCCUCAGCGCGGUCGAGCUUGUCUGCGCAGCGCGCUAGUGGCGAGGGCGGCAUGAUGACCAUCACCACCAACUUGGUACGCGCGAACAGCUUAGCACGCAAAGGCGCCGCUUCGCCGCUGCAGCCUCCACCGCCAGCACAGGGCAAGAGGAUGUCGAUCGCACCGCCUCCGCGCGUCAGCACUGCUUCGCCCCGCGUGCAGUCGCCGAGCUACAGUAGCGCGCAGCAACAGCCGGUGGCAGCCGCAGAUCCCUUUGCUGAUUUCCUCAGCGAGCCGCCGCCUCAGCCAAGCGCACCGAAAACAGUGGCAGCACAGCCAGUGGCGUCGGCGAAACAGGGUGCUGCGAAACCAAACGCAAGCGGCGCGCUGACUGCCGACGACCUGCUCUUCUUUGACAAUUUCUGA